Macaca mulatta (Rhesus monkey) is the source of this 541-nucleotide messenger RNA. NCBI's taxonomy places the organism in Eukaryota, Metazoa, Chordata, Mammalia, Primates, Cercopithecidae. The record is from RefSeq and is a predicted model, not a curated record.
CCUGGCCUCUUAGGAACACCUGGAAGCUGCCAUCCAGCAGAACCAGCAGCUGCAGGCCCAGUUGAGCCUCAUGGCUCUCGCUGGGGAAGGAGAUGGAUUGGACAGGGAGGAGGUGGAGGAGGAGGAGGCAUCUCGGCCCAGGCCAAGCAUCCCAGAGGAACUGAAGAGCCAGGAGGCCAUGGUGGAGCUGGUGUUUCCGCUUGUGGGUGACCGUAACCAGGGGCAUGGCGGAUUGCGGGCAGCUGCCCAGAACCCUGCUGAUGAGUCCGCACCAGGGACCCCAGGCCCUCAGGAGCUUGGAGCUGCCGACAAGCAGGGUGAUCUUUACAGCAAGCCCUGCAUGCCGUUCUUCUACCGAGGAGACCACAAGAAGGCAAAGAUCAUAAACAUCAAAAAGCCGGCAGCAAGGCCUGGAGAAGACACAUAUCAAAACAACAUGAUCAGCUGGAUGUGGUGGUUCACGCCUGUAAUCCCAGAGCUUUGGAAGGCUGAGGAAGAGGAUUGCUUGAAGAUUCUUAUUCGACAUAGGUCAGUAUGUUAA